Cephus cinctus (wheat stem sawfly) is the source of this 1199-nucleotide messenger RNA. Its product is annotated as probable rRNA-processing protein EBP2 homolog. The record is from RefSeq and is a predicted model, not a curated record. Gene Ontology annotation, cellular component: nucleolus; nuclear periphery; preribosome, large subunit precursor. The coding region runs from base 122 to 1066 and encodes 314 amino acids. The transcript has 3 exons. NCBI's taxonomy places the organism in Eukaryota, Metazoa, Arthropoda, Insecta, Hymenoptera, Cephidae. Gene Ontology annotation, biological process: ribosomal large subunit biogenesis; rRNA processing.
ACAAUAGACUGCGACAGACGCGCGUCCGCUAUUGUUCACUAUCGAGUACGAUUGUCGAUUUAGUAACGAAUUUCAGCUUAUUAUUUUAAUUUUUAAAAGAGAGUGAUUGUGUAAUUUAACAAUGUCGUCGAGCGAAGGCGAAUCUGAUUACAAUUCUUCCGAUGAAGAAUUACAAGAGGCAUUUGCUGAAGGAAAAUUAAAGCCUGGUUUAAAUGCAGUUGAACCAAAGAAAAGACAGUUUAAAAAUAAUGUUAGUGCGAUGAAGCAAAAGUUAAAUGAAAUAAAACUUGCUUUACCAUGGGUAGAAAGGCUUGACAUGAUCAAUGUUCCUGCACCUCUGGCACCAGAGUUAGCACUGCAGAUGCAAGAACAGGAAGUUAAACGCGCAAAGCAAUUAAAAGGGAAUAAAAAAUUACCUCAGUAUGCUCCUGAGGAGGAUCCUGUCCUCAAUGACUUCCGUCGUGAAACAAUGUUUCAUCGACAGGCACAAGGUGCAGUUAUGGAAGGAAUUGCUAGGUUGAAAAAACUGGGGUUGCCAACUACCAGACCAGAUGAUUAUUUUGCGCAAAUGGCUAAAUCAGACGAGCAUAUGCAAAAGGUCAGGGAAAAGCUUAUGAAAAAACAAGUUAUAGCCCAACGUUCUGAAAGAGUAAGGCAACUAAGACAACAGCGGAAAGUGGGUAAACAAAUGCAGAUUGAAGCAAAUCUGAAAAAGCAUGCAGAAAAGAGAAAAAUGCUUGAGGAAGUAAAGAAAUAUCAAAAAGGCAUUAGACGUGAUCUUGAUUUUUUGGAUGACAAGAAGAAACCUGUAUCAAAUAAAGCAGCUUUGCGACGGGUAGACAAGAAAGCUCAAUCCAAACUAAAGAUGAAAAAUUCCAAAUAUGGUUUUGGAGGCAAAAAACGUGGUAGUAAACAGAAUACACGAUCCAGUUCAGCUGAUGUGUCGGAGUACAAGAGGCCCGGAAAUCCAGGUAAAUCGAGCAAAUCAGGAAGAUUGGGCAAAGGAAAAGUAAAGCAGAGACCUGGUAAGAACAGGCGUGUUCAAAUGAAAUCUAAAAGAAAGUGAUUCACGGGAUAUGAUUAACGAACUAUUAUAGUGAGUACAUACGUAAGUGCGCGUGCUGAAUGAAUAUAAGAUAUCCGCAGAAUAAUCUGCAUAAAAUGUUCUUUGCAAUAAAAGUAAAAUUGUUUGUACUUUA